AUGGCGGCCCCGGAGCCCGGCGUCGGCAGCUACGGGAGGAGCGAGGCGGGGCCCCGCGGGGAGAGGGAGAGGCAGCCGCCUCAGGCCGCCGGGGGCCCGGUCCCGGUCCGCAGGGGCCUGGUCUCCCCGCCGCCGCCCCCGCCGCUCUGCCUGAGGCGGCGUGUGAGGCUCCAGCCGGGGCCCGAGGAGACCGUGCAGAGCCGGGUGACACUGGAGAAAGUACUGGGCAUUACAGCCCAAAACAGCAGCGGCUUAACGUGUGACCCAAACACAGGCCACAUUGCCUACCUGGCUGGCUGUGUGGUGGUGAUCUUAGACCCCAAGAAGAAUGAGCAGCAGCACAUCUUUAAUACUGCCAGGAAAGCCCUGAGUGCACUUUCCUUCUCUCCUGAUGGGAGAUACAUCGUGACCGGUGAGAAUGGACACAGGCCGGCAGUUCGGAUUUGGGAUGUGGAGGAGAAGAGCCAGGUGGCAGAGAUGCUGGGCCACAAGUACGGCGUGGCAUGUGUGGCCUUCUCGCCAAACAUGAAGCACAUCGUGUCCAUGGGUUAUCAGCAUGACAUGGUGGUGAACGUCUGGGACUGGAAGAGAGACAGCGUGGUUGCCUCCAACAAGGUGUCAUGUAAGGUCAUCGCCAUCUCGUUUUCUGAGGACAGUAGCUACUUUGUGACCGUGGGCCAUCGGCACGUCAAGUUCUGGUUCUUGGAGGUGUCCAGGGAAGCAAAGGUGACUGGCACAGUGCCCCUGGUGGGGCGCUCUGGCAUCCUGGGAGAGCUGCACAACAAUGUCUUUUGUGGCGUCGCCUGCGGAAGGGGCAGGAUGGCGGGCAACACCUUCUGUGUGUCCUACUCGGGUCUCCUCUGCCAGUUUAAUGAGAAGAGAGUCCUAGAAAAGUGGAUCAACCUAAAGGUCUCCCUUUCAUCAUGCCUGUGUGUCAGUGAGGAUCUGAUCUUCUGCGGCUGCACUGAUGGGACAGUACGCAUCUUCCAGGCACAUGACAUGCAUUAUGUGACCAACUUAGCCAGGCCCCACUACCUGGGCGUAGAUGUGGCCCAAGGCCUGGAUCCCAGCUUCCUCUUCUGUAGGAAGGCACAGUCAGUCUACCCAGACACAGUGGCACUGGCUUUUGACCCAUGCCACCACUGGCUCUCAUGUGUGUACAAGGACCACAGCAUCUACGUCUGGGACAUCCAAGACCUCACCAAAGUGGGCAAAGUGUGGUCUGAUCUCUUCCACAGUUCCUACGUCUGGAAUGUCGAGGUCUACCCGGAGUUUGAAGACCAGAGAGCCUGUUUGCCCUCAGGAUCCUUUCUGACCUGCUCCUCAGACAACACCAUCCGCUUCUGGAACAUGGACAACAGCCCAACCUCUGGCCGUCCCAAGAAUGUUUUCAGCAACAACCUACUAAAGGUGGUAUAUGUGGAAAAUGACAUCCAGCACCUGCAGGACAUAUCCCACUUCCCAGACCGGGGGAAUGAGAACGGGACUCCUGUGGACGUGAAGUCGGGAGUUAGGGUCAUGCAGGUCAGUCCUGAUGGUCAGCACUUGGCCUCAGGCGACCGGAGUGGAAAUCUGAGGAUUCAUGAGCUCAGGUUCAUGGAUGAGCUGAUUAAGGUGGAAGCCCAUGAUGCAGAAGUUUUGUGUUUGGAAUAUUCCAAGCCUGAGACUGGGGUGACAUUGCUGGCCUCUGCCAGUCGAGACCGACUCAUCCAUGUGCUCAACGUGGAGAAGAACUAUAACCUAGAGCAAACCCUGGAUGACCAUUCUUCCUCCAUCACGGCCAUCAAGUUUGCAGGGAACAGAGACAUCCAGAUGAUCAGCUGUGGAGCUGACAAAAGCAUCUACUUCCGCAGUGCCCAGAAGGUUUCUGAUGGCCUUCAUUUUGUACGUACCCAUCAUGUGGCAGAGAAGACCACCCUGUAUGACAUGGACAUUGACAUCACUCAGAAGUAUGUAGCUGUGGCCUGUCAGGACAGGAAUGUGAGAGUCUACAACACGGUCAAUGGCAAACAGAAGAAAUGCUACAAGGGCUCUCAGGGGGAUGAUGGCUCCUUGCUGAAGGUGCAUGUGGACCCUUCAGGCACCUUCCUAGCCACCAGUUGCUCUGAUAAGUCCAUCUCAGUGAUUGACUUCUAUUCUGGAGAGUGCAUUGCCAAGAUGUUUGGACAUUCAGAAAUUGUCACAGGCAUGAAGUUUACUUAUGACUGUCGUCACCUAAUCACUGUCUCUGGAGAUAGCUGUGUGUUUAUCUGGCAGCUGGGCCCAGAGAUCACCAACUGCAUGAAACAGCACUUGAUGGAAAUCGAUCACAUUGAGCAACAGAAGAAAAUGAAAGAGAGAGAAUGGUCCAACCAGCUGAGACGGGAGACUUAUGUGUCAAUGCCCAGUGGGACUUGUUCUCUGAGCCCUGGAGAGCAGACAGAGGAUGAGCUGGAAGAGGAGUGUGAACAAGAGGAGCUGCUGAAGACCCCCGCCAAGGACAGCUUUGAGACAGAUCCCCGAUGCCUGUUGACCAAUGGCAAGCUUCCUCUCUGGGCAAAACGCUUGCUGGGAGACGAUGAUGUGGACCCGGCCACAUUCCAUGCCAAGCGGAGCUACCAGCCUCAUGGCCGCUGGGCAGAACGGGCAGACAGAGAGCCCAUCAAGACCAUUCUGGAUGCCCGCGACCUGAAUUACUAUUUCAGCCCUGUGAACCCAGAUGUGCUGGACGACUCGGGCCUGGAGAAGGUGGAGCCGCAGAGUCUGGCCCACCUGCUCACGGAGACAGAGGGCCAAGAGGACCAAAGCCAGACAGAGGGUGAUUUCCGGUGUCCUGACUUCCUCCAAUUGGAUCUGGAGUCUCCUAAGGCGAGUGACAUCAUCAUUUAUACUGUGGAGCCAGAGGCCAUCCCAGACAGCAGUGAGUAUCAUCUGAAAGAAGUGGACGUCUCCCCCUGUCAGCUGGGCAGUGGUUAUCUUCGAGUCAACUCAGUUCUGACUGGGGAUCUGAGCAGCCGUGCCCUGGUGCACCAGCUUGGAGGUGGGGAGUCACUGGAGUCCCAGGCUGAAACUGAAGUGGAGACUGUUGACUUGGGAGGAAGCUUCAAAGCCAUUCACUCCUCAUCCCCCCAGGCCAAGGCCGAGAAGAGCCCGUUUGAGCCCAUCCCCUUAGUCCCAGAGAGCGCAUCGGAAGUAGAGCUUGCCACACCCGAGGGUCCCCUGCCUCCCAGCAGCUCUUUGCCACAGACACCAGAGCAGGAGAAGUUUCUUAGACACCAUUUUGAAACCCUCACUGAUGCCCAUCCUGAAGAGGUGUUUAAUGGUUCCCUGAAGGAUGUGGAGCCCCCAGAGGCGGAUGCUGAUUCCGAGAAACACUUCUUCCUCAAUCCUCGCCUGAGCAUUUCUGCCCAGUUUCUUUCUAGAUUCCAGAAAAAUCCCAGGUUUGCACACACCUUCCCACCUACACUGCCCCUUCAGUUAGUGAAGCCCCUGGAAGGUGUGGCGCUUCGUCGGGAAGGGGUCGAGGCCCAGAGGACCGACAGGAGCUAUGGUGCAGCAGAUGCCACCGAUGGACUCCCUGGAGAGAAGGCAGCUGAGAGCCCAGAGACCCCAGUGCCUGUGUCCUGGUGUCCGCUGGUCUCUGGCCUCAGCAGCAUAGUGCCAGGCCCACCCCCUGAGGCUUUCCCAGGCCUCCCCUUGGAGAAAGACAGGGAAAUGAAGCCAAAGCAGUCCCCUCCACUGCCCUCCACCCUGUCCCGAGGCAGCAGAGACCCACGAAACUCCCAGGCCUGUUCCUACGUGGAGGUCACCACAAGCUCCCAAGCAAAGAUGUCACGAAGCGUAUCUCUUGGAGAAAACUUCACCCCUACCCUGACAGAGCCCCCACGAUCUCUGGAUGGCUUAAGGAGGCCCCUGUCAAUGGGAGAACUCUCAACAUUGGGACCAGAUGGUCUGCCAAGCAGGGCCAAAGAGCUGAAUAGCAUGGAGGGGAGUCGGCCUCUGCCCCUCUGGGGUAAUCAUGAAGCUCGAGCUGGCCUGAGGCUGGACCUGCCCAGCAUCUGUGACCAGCUCCUGAUGCCUCCCCAGCCCCCAGCCCCAGCCCCCGGGCCUCCUGGGACAGGCCUGGGGAGAGGCUGGGCCAAGGGCUCCCUGGCCACAGUGGAGGCUGCCCCACCAGCGUUCCUGGUCAGUGAUGCUCCUGAGAUGAAGGACAUGAGCCUCUACGAGCCCGGCUUCCGACAGGCUGAGUCACCAAUGCAGGCCCACACCAAGGGACCAGCUUCCAUAGAAUCUCGGGGGCCCAGGGGCACCGCAUCUGAAGCCCCCCUCUUGGAAUCCCUCCCUGUCCCCCAGCUCAGCAUGAGCAAUGCGGAACGUGUUACCCAGAAGCUGCAGCGGAGCUUCCAGGAGGCCCUGGACCUUUACAACCUGGUAGUUUCCGGCCCCCGCAUGAGCGGGGAACAGCAGCAAGUCCAAGCAGAAUUGUCAUCUACCUUCCUGUGGAUACAGGGCCAGCUGGAAGCUGUGGCCUGGCUUGGGGGGGAGGAGGUGGCCCAAUCCCCAUCCUUACCCUUGUCCCCAGCCCCCUCUCCGGCGCAGGGCCUGGCUCUGGCCCCGGCCCGCACCUGGACCCUUUCCCCUUCCCCCGCAGCAAGCCCAGCCCCAGGCCUCCCGUCCCCUCUGCUGUGGUCCUUGCCCAGCUCAGAAGUCCGGGCCCUGCUGGAACACUACUCGGAGCUGUUGGUGCAGGCUGUUCGAAGAAAGGCAGGGGCGGGUGGCAGGGAGAUGACGGCGGGGCAGGGGAGAAGGGCCUGAGCAUCCUCUGACACCACUACCCUUUCUGGGGGUCAAGAGCCAUACCACUGACAU
Messenger RNA from Dromiciops gliroides (monito del monte), 4848 nucleotides. It is a transcript of the gene WDR62, whose product is annotated as WD repeat domain 62. Gene Ontology annotation, biological process: mitotic spindle organization; regulation of mitotic cell cycle; neurogenesis. The record is from RefSeq and is a predicted model, not a curated record. Gene Ontology annotation, cellular component: mitotic spindle. Gene Ontology annotation, molecular function: protein binding. Bases 1 to 4794 code for a protein of 1597 amino acids. The transcript has 32 exons. Lineage: Eukaryota; Metazoa; Chordata; Mammalia; Microbiotheria; Microbiotheriidae.